CAUGGUCUAGGUUGAAAAGGGUGUCGUUUAAAAAGUGAUAUACUACACCUAUAAAAAGACGUUCCGUUCGAAUUGCCUGAUGACAGUUCUAAAUCACUGUGCUGGCUCAAACGCUAGUUGGUAACCAAGGCAGCAUUAUCAACAAUCAACUUAUCGACAUUCCACAGCGUUGCGAUAAAGAGCUGAAAAAACUAACGAUUUUAGCUCUAAAACUCAUUUAGUAUUAAUAAUUGAUUUCAUAUUUAUUUAUUUCCUAAGUGACCAUGGUAUAAAAGGGAUAAUGCCCUUCCAUGCGUCCAUUAUCAGAAAUAACUCCGCUUUAACCCUCUCUGAUUGUACUACAUCUCCCGUGUUUCCUACGAUGAACGCAAAGCCUCAUGGGAAGUCAAAACGGAUCCUUCCAUUUCCUGUCAGGCAGACUUGUUUCUACACCGAAAAUAUCUCGCUGUUGCUGGUAGUACAUAUUUUAUGCCGGCAAGAUAUACAAAGCGUGCUGUUUAGCUUUAGCAUAACGAAAUAGUUCUUUUUCGACAUCGUUUCUGAUGCAGAUAAACUACUCGCUGCUAGAUGGUGCGCAGCGCAACCUUAAAAGGGCAACCAAAGAGUGGCGUGUGGGACCCGCCUGAUCACACCAUACCAGUGGAGCGCAAUUGACCGUUGUAGGUGAGAGGCGGUUGCCAUGGCAUCCUCUAAGGAUGCUGUGAGGCGUCAGAGGCGGAGAGAGCUGGACGCAAGGCGGAGCAAAUCACGUGUGCGGCUGGGAGCAUGUCUCCCACACUGGGGUAAACUGAAGGACAGCCUGGGGUUCACGCUGCAUUCAGAGCUGGCUCAAUAUCUACUGGAGAGCUACAUCUCUAAGGCGUCCGCAAAAUGCUCAUGCUCUAGAGAGGAGUCGGCCAUCAUGGCGUCAGUGGAGGCGCUUCACAGGCUGGUACUGCUGGUCCACAGCCAUGGGCAGCACUGCCCGCACCCCCCCUCCCUCCAGCAGGGCGCGGUCACUGCAGGGUCCACCCCGUGCCCAGAGCAGAGCCGGGCGCCGCCCAGCGGGACGCCUGAGCUGGGCACUAACGCCAACGUUGGGUCAGAGAGUGGGCCCACGUCCACGGGAGUUGGACCGGCAGAAUCCCCGGAGGUGAUGGAGGGGGAGCUCUGCCUGAGCUACGCGUGCGAGAGUGGCCAUGUUUUCUCCUGGAGCCCAAAGGCAGCACCACUGGGGGGCGAGGGGAGUGGAGGAGGAGGGGGGGCCACAGGCGCGGACACGAGUCUCACUGCAGACGCCCCCAGGGGCCCGAGUCUCACUGCAGACGCCCCCAGAGACACGAGUCUCACUGCAGACGCCCCCAGGGGCCCGAGUCUCACUGCAGACGCCCCCAGAGAGGGGGGGCCGAGGGGAAACGGGGUGGACGAGGGGGGGGCCAGAGUGGACGAGGGCUCUGUCAUGAGGACCAGGAGUCGCACGGUGGCGGGGACAGAGAUGCCGACGUCGCAUCAGGCAGCGCAGGGGGCAGAGGAGGGUUCAAGGGGACAGGUGGAGCGCCCAGGUCACACCGCAGAGGAAGCAAGCACCAGAGAGGGCAGUGGCCCGGUGGACACAGACGCAGGAAACGUUGCCGUGCCAACAGGAUUUCCUCAAUCAUCACAGCCCUGCACUGAGUCAGCCACACUAUCUAAAGUGGCCAAUGUGACCCCUAAUAAGAGGACAGACCCUUCGGACCACAGCAGCCUGGCUGCAGGACCAGUCUCUCGCACCACCAGCAGGACCAGCGUGCCAAGCGACGAGGUUCCUCUAACUGGGGGCAAAAGGAAAAGGAAAGCAACCCCCAAAGAAAUACUGCUGUGCACCUAUGAGGGCUGUGAAAAGAUCUUCUCCAAUCGACAGUACCUCAACCAUCACACGAAGUACCAGCAUGUCCAGCAGAAGACCUUCAUCUGUUCCCACCCGACCUGUGGAAAGUCCUUCAACUUCAAAAAACACCUCAAGGAGCAUGAGAAGCUGCACAGUGACCAGAGAGACUACAUCUGUGAGUACUGUGCUCGAGGCUUUCGCACUAGUAGUAACCUGCUCAUCCAUCGACGUAUCCACACAGGAGAAAAGCCACUACAGUGUGAGGUGUGUGGUUUCACCUGCUGCCAGAAGGCCUCACUGAACUGGCACAUGAGGAAGCACAACGCGGAGAGCUCGUACCAGUUCCCCUGCGACAUCUGUGGCCGCCGCUUCGAGAAGAGGGACAACGUCACCGCUCACCGGAGCAAGAGCCACCCCGAUUACCCGGCCAGUGCCGGGGCUUCCAGUGCCCUUUCUGCCCCAGUGGCUUCCACUGCCCCCUCUCCAGCCCCUACAGAGGUCUGUAUCACCUACCAAGGCUGCUGAGAGGCCAUCAGAAAAGAAGGCUCACACUGAAACAUCAGAACCCUCCAAAGGCCAGCGUCCCUCGGCCCCUUCCCCAGCUUCUCCCCGCGCCGACACGGUAACAUGGACACUACUGGAAUGACUGCUGAAAGCGAAGCAUCUGCAUCAAACUCCCCAGGACCUCAGCAGUCAGAUGGAGUCUUUGAACACGUACAUGAGCACAUACAAGACCCCCCCCCACACACACACACACACACACACAUCCUACAGAGCAGAUGAAAAAGGUGGUAGGGAUAGCCACCAUAUUCAAAAAGUCUUUUCAGUGCAAUCAGUCAUUAUUUGGUGACUGCGUCAUUUGAAUACCUGUGUGCAUGCAUUAAGUCUUCUCCUCAGAUUUUAUUACAGACUAUUUACAGGCCUCCAAAACAUUCAGCUAAAGUGUUUCUUCUACAGUUAGGUGAAUUGUUGUCAGCCAUUUGCAUAAAUUUCAACUGUCUUAUUGUAUCAGGGGAUCUAGACGUGCAUGUGGAUAAUCCUGAAAACACUUGCCAAUGAAUGAGUUGUGCUAUUUGAUUCCUUCUACCUAACACACUCUCUUGGCCAUA
Molecule: messenger RNA, 2955 nt
Organism: Alosa sapidissima (American shad)
Lineage: Eukaryota; Metazoa; Chordata; Actinopteri; Clupeiformes; Clupeidae
Gene: znf692
Product: zinc finger protein 692
Exons: 11
Coding region: 680-2371 (563 amino acids)
Biological process (GO): regulation of transcription by RNA polymerase II
Cellular component (GO): chromosome; kinetochore
Molecular function (GO): chromatin insulator sequence binding
Source: RefSeq, a predicted model, not a curated record